AUGGCCCAUGUCGGCGCCUUUCCCCAGGUCCAACGCUACAUAACCACGCACAAUGACGAAGGCAAAGCCAUUUUCUCAACAGCCUUACCCGAGGAAAGCACGAUGAAAGAGCUGCCCGAUAACAUGGCCUUCGCCCUCUCUUACACCACCGCGACCGGCUUCCCCAUCUCCCUCGCAGAAGACAAGGACAUCGAGAUCUACUCAUCCUACCUCAACAGUCCACCCGGUCUGAACAUCUCGAACGGCUCCGUCCUUCGGCAUGUCGACCUUGCGCCCGACACCACCUGCGCCAUGCAUCGGACCGUCAGCUUGGACUACGGGGUCGUGCUUGAAGGCGAGAUGGAAUUGAUACUAGAUAGCGGGGAGAGGAAGACGCUGAAGAGAGGGGAUGUGGCGGUCCAGCGGGGUACAAUGCAUGCGUGGCGAAAUCCAAGCAAGACGCAAUGGUCGCGAAUGAUGUUUGUUCUACUGCCGUGCCAGCCUGUGGAGGUGGGCGGGAGGAAGUUGAAGGAGGAGUUCGAGGGCCAGAUGCGAGGCGUGAGGAGCUCGGAUUAG
Molecule: messenger RNA, 555 nt
Organism: Coniosporium apollinis CBS 100218
Lineage: Eukaryota; Fungi; Ascomycota; Dothideomycetes
Exons: 1
Coding region: 1-555 (184 amino acids)
Source: RefSeq, a predicted model, not a curated record